Messenger RNA from Drosophila nasuta, 1489 nucleotides. Its product is annotated as progestin and adipoQ receptor family member 3. Gene Ontology annotation, cellular component: membrane. Lineage: Eukaryota; Metazoa; Arthropoda; Insecta; Diptera; Drosophilidae. The coding region runs from base 222 to 1256 and encodes 344 amino acids. The record is from RefSeq and is a predicted model, not a curated record. The transcript has 5 exons. Gene Ontology annotation, molecular function: signaling receptor activity.
UUGGUCAACGAAACGGUUGAUAAAAUCUCCAAUUUAAAAGUGUGAAAUAAAACAGUUGACUUGAUUUUGAAAUAUUUUUUUGAAUUUGAAAUCAAAUAAGAAAGGAAAAAAAAAUAUGAAACUGUAGUAAAAGUGCACACAAAAAGAGUCAGUUUAUAAUAAUAGUAAAAGUGUUGAGACUUUUUUCGUGAUCUUUGGACAAACUAAAGAGUUAUUGAAAAAUGGAAACCACAGUUAUAACAACCACAACAACAACAACCACAGCCGAAUUAAAACGCAAUGGGCGCAACAAUAAAAAGAAAAACCUCGAUGGUCAAUUAACUGCAGACUCGACCACGGACACCUCGCAUCAGUUUCCGGCCAAUGAGGAGCCGAAUGUUCUUGGACAUGGCCCAGAUUUUGAUGACAAACACUCCACAUUCAAAUGGCUGUGCAACUUCGAUGAUGCGCCAACCCAUUUGAAAUUUAAUCCGUACAUUCGUCGCGGAUAUCGCACAUUCCUCUCCAACAAGUUGUGCCUGCAGAGCAUAUUCUGGUGGACCAAUGAGACGAUCAACAUCUGGAGCCAUUUGGCUGGCUGUAUUCUCUUUAUUGGAUUGACGAUCUUUGACUUGCAAUUUCUACGCGAACAUGCGGAAUUCAGUGAUCAAGUGCUCGUCGUCUGUUUGCUCGUCUGCUUCUGUCUGUGCAUGCUACUCUCGGCUAUCUAUCACAUCUUCUCCUGUAAAUCGGAGGAACACUAUGAACUAUUUCUAUCUGUGGACUUUCUGGGCAUAUCCUUAUCCCUAGUGGCGAUCUAUAUCAGCGGCAUGUAUUACGCCUUUUGGUGUCAUACGUUCCUGCGAACUCUGUACUCGACCAUUGCCCUGGGCAUGUUUGGCUUGGCCAUCGCUGUGCAGAUUCCUCAGCUGAAUGUCUCCAUGAAUGGCAAAGUUGCUGUGUUGUUGCUGUGGUCAGCCUAUGGCAUUCUUCCGCUGGGACAUUGGGCCUAUGCAAUGGGUGGAUUGGAGCAUGAACUGGUUGGAUUGAUGGUGCCACGCAUUGUCAUCAUGUAUGCGCUCUGUCUGGUGGCAUUUGUGUUUUAUGCCGCCAAGAUUCCAGAGCGUUGGCUCAAUGGCAAAGUCGAUUUUGUUGGACAUUCGCACAACUGGUGGCAUCUGAUCAUUGUGGCCGCCUUCUAUCAUUGGCACAACACGGGCAUUGUCUAUGCCGAGUAUCGCUUAAACAACAGUUGCAGUGGGCCGGUGCUAGCUUAGGCAAAAAGGAUAAACGGACAUCGCUUUGUUAGCACCAUGUGUAAAUAGUUUAGCAUUAACUAAUAUUUAGUUUAGUAGCUGUUGAGCAAUAUUGUUAAUUUAUGUACAUUCAAAUAUCCACAAAACACAAAAACACACUCACAACACACACACAAAGACACAUACAGACAUGCUAUUAUGUAGUUAGGGUUCUUUCUGUUAGUCUACUUAUUACGAUUAUUGGAUGGACUAUG